UCAAAGGCCAGGGACGUAACGACAGUAACGUGACUGCAGCACGGGACAGCUCCAACACGUGGCCCCGCCUUUAGUUGCAUUGUCAUCCCGCCAUAAAUUGCCUCAAGUUCACAAAGAGCUGUUGGUCAACUUCGUUGGAAUAGACAGUCCAGGAAAAAUCAUCAUGAUUGUCCGCCACACCGCAGAAGAACCCCUAAACCCUGUCCCACAAAUCCCCACCGUUAAGGGGAAGGAGAUCGUCGCUCCCGGCGACGGUAUGGGCUACUCCGCGUACGAGGUCGUGCUCGGAAGCGACGGUAACGAUGUGUUGGAGUACGGAGGACCAGGGUGCACCAGUAACCACAUGUACUACUGCAUGAAGGGGAGCGGGAAGUGUGUCCUCGCCAACGGAAAGGAGAUCUCCGUCCCCGCCGACUUCUUCAUGGGCUUUUCUUCUGCUGUCAAGUGCAAGAUUACUGCUUCGGAAGCCACACGGCUGUUCUGUGUGUUCAGCAAAGAUAACGAGCCCUCUGAAGACCGCGUUGUCACCAAACCGCUCUCUGAGGUGAUCGGGACCGAUAGGGAUGUGGACUGGGGAAGCGGCUUCAGCAGGAGGUUCCUGCUGAGGGAUGACAAGUUCGGAGUGUCGGUGACCUUGACCUCCGUCUUCACCCGCCCUGAGACUGUGAACGGGGUCCCAAUGUGGUACAAGAAUCACAAGGAGACUGCCUACUACAUCAAUGGCAACAUGACGUACCAGUGGGAGGAGGGGAAGCAGGAGGCAUCGUUCCGGCCCGGCGGGACGGCCUUCAUGAUGAACAAAAACGACCCGCACCGCGCCCUGCCAAAGGAGGAGUCCCUGAAGCUGUGCGUGUUCUACCCAGCUCUGGUCGGCAACGAGAAGCACAGCUUCGAUGGGGGGUACUCAGUCUAUGGUGCAGCAGAGUAACCCUGUCCUGAUGGCUUUGCUUUUCCCUACGGGGCAACCUUCACUGGACUGAAGCAUGUUUGCGGUGUACCUGUGCCCUGAGUUGGAUAUGUGUCACCACUCACACCACUCACUAUCUGGUCUAUCGUCCAUUUACCCUUAAUUCUAUGAUGGAAAUAUCAUGUUAAAUGUGUGAUACUGGCUUUAGGAGGAAGAAUGAUAAUUAAUCUUGCCUUAGGUAUGCAGUAAUAUAGUAUGCAUACAGAGAUACAGCUUUUAGGUUUAACUUAAAAGAAUCGAAAUCUUAGAAUGACCAAAGUGAAGGGGUUUAUAUUAAAUCUCCUUGGACCAAACUGGAACUCCCUCCUUAAUGGUGUACUUAACUCUUGCUUUUUCCUACAUGUUCCCCCUUAACAGGGGAUUCCUGGACUAAUGUGCUUCCCAAAAGUAACUCAAGCUGUAACUAUACUGUUAACGAUGCAGAGUAAAUCUAGUCCUCCCCUGCUAAGGAGAAGAAGGGUAGAACUGAAGUUCAGUGGCAUAGAAACUCUAUUAAUGGUGUACUUGAAUGGCCCUCCUUGUAAGACUUUUAAAUUAUGGCAGAAAAACGUAAAACAUUCCUACUUUCUCUCUGCCUUUGUCAGCAAGUCACACUAAUAGAAGUUAUGAGAGAUGAGAAGAAAUGUGGACAUGGCACAUUCAAAUGCAUAUCUCGCAGGCAUUGACUUAAAAAAAGAUCUUAAAUCAGAUACACAUUAUACUGGGUAUGUCAGCAGAAUUAAGAAAGGUCAGGAUUUCACAUGAUCACAAAGAGUUAACCAUUUCUUAUAGUCUAAUCAAACACUAACUUAUCAAAAAUCACACCAUUGUCAGAUUGUAUCCAAAGAAUUUUAUUCCAAGAUUUAAGGAAUUUAGUAAUGUACCUUCUCUGCUGGAAUAAAACAUUGUCAAACAAA
Molecule: messenger RNA, 1863 nt
Organism: Branchiostoma floridae (Florida lancelet)
Lineage: Eukaryota; Metazoa; Chordata; Leptocardii; Amphioxiformes; Branchiostomatidae
Exons: 5
Coding region: 164-928 (254 amino acids)
Biological process (GO): ectoine biosynthetic process
Molecular function (GO): ectoine synthase activity
Source: RefSeq, a predicted model, not a curated record